Messenger RNA from Mercurialis annua (annual mercury), 1305 nucleotides. RefSeq names its product BAHD acyltransferase BIA1-like. The record is from RefSeq and is a predicted model, not a curated record. NCBI's taxonomy places the organism in Eukaryota, Viridiplantae, Streptophyta, Magnoliopsida, Malpighiales, Euphorbiaceae. The transcript has a single exon. Bases 1 to 1305 code for a protein of 434 amino acids.
AUGGCUAUGCAAAAAAAAGUAGAGAUCACACAUAGAGAAACAAUCAAACCAUCUUGUCCAACUCCGAUUCAUCUCAGAAUCCUUAACCUCUCCCUUGUUGAACAAUUCUCUCCAUUUCUUUAUAUACCUUUAAUUCUCUUCUACCAUGCCAAUGCUUCUGAAAAAGCUGCGAACCUAAAGAAAUCAUUUUCCGAAACCUUAAGCCGGUUUUACCCUCUUGCAGGCCGAAUCAAAGGCAACGCCUAUGUAGCGUGUGAGGAUCAAGGAGCUGAGUUUAUCGAGGCUCGAAUCAACUGUCCGCUUUCGGACAUUCUGAAGAAUCCUGACGAGUUAGAUCUCUUAAGCCAGUUCCUGCCUGGUUCUAUAUUUUCUGAUGAAGCAGAGAGAGACAGUUUGUUACUUGUCCAAGCUACUUUGUUUGAUUGCGGUGGCUUGGCAGUUGGGAUUAACAUGUCACACAAGAUAACCGACGUGUCGACGCUGAGUAGUUUCCUCAAGUGCUGGUCUGCUGUAACGUCCAAUAGCUUAGCCAAUAUGGUCAGCCCUGUGUUCAAUGGUGCUUCUCUUUUCCCACCAACGCCAAUCUCAAUCCCAAGCAUCCUACAAAUUCAACCAAUGCAGCCCAAUUGUACCACCAGAAGAAUUCUCUUUACUCCGUUGAAGAUCGCUGCUUUAAAGGCUAAAGCCGCCAGUGCAGCCGUGCCAGACCCGACCAAGGUAGAAGCCAUUUCAGGGCUUCUAUGGACAGCCGCUGCGGCUUCGAUGCGAUCAAAAUUCGGCUUCUUUAGGGCAUCAAAUUGUUCUCUUGCUGUGAAUAUGCGUAAAAGGUUCCUACCGCCUUUACCAGACAAUUCCGCAGGCCAGUUUUCUUGGGCCAUGACUGUCAAUAUGGAGAAUGGAGAGUCUGAGCUAGAACUAUUGCAAGAGGCUGUGAGUAGAAUAAGAAAAGAGAAGGAUAUUUUUGGAGAAAACUAUUUGAAAAAGUUUCAAGGAGAGGGAGCCUUGGCAAAUAUUGUUGAGAAACUUGAGGACUACGGGAACCUAGCGAUUACUCCUGGCAUAGAGCUGUAUGUUUGCAGCAGCUGGUGUAAAUUUGAAGUAUAUGAUAGUGAUUUGGGAUGGGGGAGACCAGUAUGGGUUUGCAUGGCUAAUUUCCCAUUGAGAAAUAGUGCUGUUCUAAUGGAUAGAAGAGACGGUGAGGGAAUGGAAGCGUGGUUUACUCUGGAUGAAGAUCACAUGGCGUUGUUUGAAACCAAUGAAGAGCUUCUUCAAUUUGCGCAAGUCAACCCUAGUGUUUCUUUUUAA